UUCUAGUUGAAAGAAGCCCAGCCCAACCCGCUGUCGCUUUCACUUUUCUGUCGGGAACUCGGAAUUGUCCCCGUCUUCCCUGAUCCCUUCGCUCCCCGAAGCAAAAGCGCAGAGCGCAUCAGCGCAGAGUAGGACAGCCAUGGCGACGGCGGCGGCGCAGUCCCAUCCGGCAUCGAUGGACGCGCGCCGGUGGGACGAGUCAUCGUACCGCCGCGGCAUCCUCCGUGCCCGCGACCUCUCGUCCCGCACCCUCUUCCGUGCCGUCUUCUUUGACCACAGCGACGACCCGGAUACCGACAUCCUACUCGCCGCCGCCUCCAGCGACGGCUCCCUCGCUUCCUUCUCCCUUUCAUCCUGCAUCUCCGCAUGUUCCGCUACCUCCCAGGUGGAGACCGCCGCCACUCUGGUAGAUCCUGUCUGCAUCGUGCAAGCGCACAGCGGACCUGCCUACGACGUCAGGUUUUACCCCGAUCAACAGCAGCCGCUGCUCUUCAGCUGCGGGGACGAUGGCCGCAUCAAGGGUUGGAGGUGGCACGAGAUGCAGAGCUGCCUUGUCCCGCUCUCCCUGCAAGGGGAUCAUCUGGAACCAGCACUUGACUUGGUCAACCCUCAGCACGAGGGUCCUUGGGGUGCUCGAUCUCCAGUACCUGAAAACAAUGCCAUUGCAAUUAAUAAACAGGAUGGAUCCAUUUUGGCAGCAGCGGGUGAUGCAUGUGCUUACUGCUGGGAUGUGGAGACCAGUAAAUGUAAAAUCACAUUCAAGGGGCAUGCUGAUUAUUUGCACAGCAUUGCAGUUCGUGAGUCAAACCGCCAGGUUGUAACAGGAUCAGAGGAUGGGACAGCUCGUAUCUGGGAUUGCAGAAGUGGGAAGUGCACUCGGGUUAUACAGCCAGGAAAGAGCAAGGCAUUUGAAAGCUCAUGGGUCAGCUGUGUUGCUAUUGAUCCAAGUGAAAGUUGGCUGGCUUGUGGCACGUCUAGCGGUAUAUCAGUUUGGAGUCUUCUCUCAAAUGAGUGCAUCUUUAAUUUGGACUGUCAUGCUCCUGUUCAAGAUUUAUUGUUUGACAAGAAUCAUAUUUUAGCAGUUGGCGCUGAACCUCUGCUCUCCCGUCUCACAAUAAACGGGACAGUCCUUUCACAAGUAAAAUGUGCCCCUCAGUCGGCGUUUUCUGUCUCCAUCCACUCAACUGGGAUAGCAGCUGUUGCUGGAUACGGAGGUCUGGUGGAUGUGAUCUCAGAAGUUGGGAGCCAUCUGUGCACAUUCGGUAGCCGGGGCCUAGACAAGUAAAUGACCCAUGAGCAUUCCUUGCGAACAGCGCGCGGAGAAUGCGAGGGCUGUAUCUCUUUGCACUGCAGUUGCACAAGUUUCAUGGAACGUUGUCGCUGACAAUGCUCUACUGAACAAAGAUAGCUAGACGGUAAAAAAAAACAUUUGAUACUAGUUCGAGCUAAACAAAGUUCUGCUCUGACAUCUCUUCAAUUGGUGCACCGGUUGCAUCCCCUCUUUAACGUA
Messenger RNA from Zea mays, 1510 nucleotides. Its product is annotated as THO complex subunit 6. Bases 140 to 1285 code for a protein of 381 amino acids. The record is from RefSeq and is a predicted model, not a curated record. Lineage: Eukaryota; Viridiplantae; Streptophyta; Magnoliopsida; Poales; Poaceae. Gene Ontology annotation, cellular component: THO complex; transcription export complex. Gene Ontology annotation, biological process: mRNA export from nucleus. The transcript is spliced from 12 exons. Gene Ontology annotation, molecular function: protein binding.